Molecule: messenger RNA, 441 nt
Organism: Rotaria sordida
Lineage: Eukaryota; Metazoa; Rotifera; Eurotatoria; Philodinida; Philodinidae
Source: the annotation of a GenBank genome assembly
AUGGAAUGUUUACGUGUUGAAUUAUUUGACUUACCUGAUGAGAUAUUUUUAAUGAUUUUCAAGAAAUUGGAAAAUGUCGAAAUACUUUAUUCUUUAAUGGAUGUUAACAUGCGAUUCAAUCAGAUUGUAUCUGAUUCCAUUUUCACUACUCAAAUAACAUUAAUGAAACAACGCUCAUCGAUGGAACUUACAUCUUCACUCCCUAAUAUAGUACUCGAUCGAUUUUGUUUACGAAUAUUACCAAAAAUUCAUGACAAUAUUAAAUGGCUCAAACUUGAAACAUUAUCUAUGGAACGUAUUCUUCUUGCUGCUAACAACUAUUCUAAUUUAUGUCAGUUGGAUAUUUUUAUUAUGAAUAAAGAAACUGAUAUGCACUUAUUUACUGGUAAGUUAUUUGAUUGUUAUAACCAUUUUAAUUAUUUAGUCGUGGAUAGACAUUAA